Messenger RNA from Indicator indicator, 1743 nucleotides. It is a transcript of the gene PPM1G, whose product is annotated as protein phosphatase, Mg2+/Mn2+ dependent 1G. The record is from RefSeq and is a predicted model, not a curated record. The transcript is spliced from 10 exons. Gene Ontology annotation, biological process: protein dephosphorylation. NCBI's taxonomy places the organism in Eukaryota, Metazoa, Chordata, Aves, Piciformes, Indicatoridae. Bases 1 to 1689 code for a protein of 562 amino acids. Gene Ontology annotation, cellular component: nucleoplasm. Gene Ontology annotation, molecular function: protein serine/threonine phosphatase activity; cation binding.
AUGGGCGCCUACCUGUCGCAGCCGAACACGGUGAAGAGCUCCGGGGACGGGGCUGGGCUUGGGCCGCGCCCGCUCCACUUCGGCUUUAGCGCCAUGCAGGGCUGGCGUGUCUCCAUGGAGGAUGCUCACAACUGCAUUCCCGAGCUGGACAGCGAAACAGCCAUGUUCUCCGUCUACGAUGGACACGGAGGAGAAGAAGUUGCCCUAUACUGUGCCAAGUAUCUUCCUGAGAUAAUCAAAGACCAGAAAGCCUACAAAGAAGGCAAAUUGCAAAAGGCCCUGGAAGAUGCUUUCUUAGCAAUAGAUGCCAAGCUCACCACUGAAGAGGUGAUUAAAGAGCUCUCCCAGAUGGCUGGGCGACCCCAGGAUGAUGAAGAUGAGAAGGAGAAAGUUGCUGAUGAAGAUGAUGUGGAUAAUGAAGAAGCUGCUCUUCUGCACGAAGAAGCCACAAUGACCAUCGAGGAGCUUCUCACACGUUAUGGACAAAACUGCACCAAGAACCUCAAAAACAAGUCCUUAGCUCCGGCCGCGGAGAACGCCGCAGAGGGGACAGGCAAGCAGAAUGAUGGGGAGUCAAAUAUGAAUGGAGAGGCUGACCCAGGGGAGCUUACCGACCACAAGGAGAGGAAGAAUGGGAAGCCAGAUGAAGAAAUCACGGGUAUUUCCUCCACCUCAGACAAAGCCAGCGCUGGAGGCAACAGCCCUGCUCCGCAGAAGCCUGAACUAGGCAAAGGUGACGAGGCCGUCACCUCUUCCACUGGGGAGGCCGGGCCCUCCUGCUCCUCCACGGGAAAGCCCCAGCGCACAGCCAAAUCCAAAUUUUUUGAGGACAGUGAGGAUGAGUCAGAUGAGGUUGAGGAAGAGGAGGAAGACAGUGAGGAAUGCAGUGAAGAUGAGGACGGUUACAGCAGUGAAGAGGCAGAGAAUGAAGAUGAUGAAGAUGACACUGAAGAAGCAGAGGAGGAUGAGGAGGAAGAGGAGGAAAUGUUGUUACCAGGCAUGGAGGGGAAAGAGGAGCCUGGCUCUGACAGCGGGACAACUGCUGUGGUGGCCCUCAUCCGGGGCAAGCAGCUGAUUGUGGCCAAUGCUGGAGACUCACGCUGCGUGGUGUCAGAAGGUGGCAAAGCCGUUGACAUGUCCUAUGACCACAAGCCUGAGGAUGAAGUGGAGCUGGCCAGGAUAAAGAAUGCUGGUGGCAAGGUCACCAUGGAUGGGAGAGUAAAUGGUGGCCUCAACCUCUCCCGGGCAAUCGGGGAUCACUUCUACAAGCGCAACAAGAAUCUGCCUCCAGAAGAACAGAUGAUCUCUGCCUUGCCUGACAUUAAAGUACUGACAAUAAAUGACGACCACGACUUCAUGGUUAUUGCCUGUGAUGGAAUCUGGAAUGUGAUGAGCAGCCAGGAAGUGGUGGAUUUUAUCCAGUCCAAGAUCACCCAAAAGGAUGAGAAUGGAGUCCUAAGGCCGCUGUCCUCCAUUGUAGAAGAGCUGCUGGAUCAGUGUUUGGCUCCAGAUACCUCAGGAGAUGGCACCGGCUGCGAUAACAUGACUUGCAUCAUCAUCAGUUUCAAACCCCGUAACACACACCCGCCUGCUGAGAGUGGGAAACGGAAACUGGAGGCCAUGGCCACACCAGCAGCACCAGCAGAGGAGAACGGCAGUGAGAACACCAAGAAAGCCAAGCUGGAGUAGCUGGCCUCGUGCAGGGACUUGGCUGCGCACUCACCAGACUCUUGUUUCUUAAAC